GGCACCGCAAGCGAUAUCAACAACAGUCUGCUGGUAACUAUAGCAACAAGUUAGCUCGCUAGUUGGAAAAGCCUCUUCAGCUAUCCCUACCUCAUAUACCCCCAAAACAUUAACAUGUCCAAUUUAAAAUGCAAUAAUUGCAUGUGGCUGAAAAUAUGACUUACUUCGACCAACUGUGAAUUUUACUUCGAUUUUGUGAAGUUUGGGGCUGCUCUUUACCCCGUUAUUAGCGUGUUUGCCUGCUAACGCAUUCUCAUAUUUUCUGCUGUGUUGUGAUCCAUAAUGGGAAAAUAUGUGGAGGAGGUCGCUGCGUCUCUCGUACGGGAAUAUCUCAGUCGAAAGGGCCUGAUGAAAACCAUUGCUUGCAUGGACGAAGAGCUUCCACGAACUGAUUUAAGCAUUAAAAACAGAUCGGAUCUACGCCGAAUCCUUCACCUUGAAGGCCUUUACAAGAAAAAUAAGGCUGAAGAACAUCCCUUGAAGUCAACGUUGGAGAUUAUGGUAAAGGAGAAAAUGAGUGAGGGUGGCAAAGCAAGAGGGCGUUACCAUGGUGACAGUCAUGCAGCUCCAUUGGGGCAAACCAUGGCCAGUUCUGUAGACAUGACAGGCAGAGCUAACAGAGAUGAAAUUCUUAUGGAAAGUCUGCAGCGUGAAAUGCCAAGGUUAUCUGAAACCAGCGGUGUGUCACAGAUUAUUGUACCUUCCCAAACACCUUCUGAAAAGACUCACUCACCACAAACCAGCAAGACACUCACCUGCUUUGCUGACCAUCCUGAUAGUAAGAGAAGUGUGUUUACUUUGUCUUCAAGCCAGGAUAGUGUCUUAAUAGUGACAAAUGAGGGAUUUCCCUCUGAGAAAAAGAUUCUAGACACUGACAGCCAGAAGAACAGAAGCAGCAGAAUAAGAAGAGGCAUUAUGGCAGGUCCCAUAGCCAGCUCCUCACAGGAAUGUAACAGAAGACGGCCUGCCCGAAAGGCAUCUGGAUCUUCAUCUCUUAUAACAACUGAGGAUUGUAGAGAAGCAACAAACUGGACAAACUGUCUCAAUAUUACACAUAAAAGGUCACAUUUAUCAGCCUCUUUUGAAGGGAAUCGAAGCUUGGAUAGUGAUGAGGUUGAGAGGAUACCAGAAGGCAAGCCUCAACACCGCUUAAAGAGUCCAGCACCCAGCCCAAAACUGGAUAAACUCCACGUGCAGGACAUGGUUUUGGAUGACAUAGAGAAUGAGGAGAGCUUGUGUGAUAUUUCUAGAACAUCUAUGCCAGAACUUAGUUUGGACAGGAUUGCUAUGGACCAGAAAACUUCCACUGCUCUGAAGGAGAUCAUCUUUGGCUCUCCCAAGGCUUGUUUCACUGAGGAGUGGAAACAACAGAACUUCUCCUUUUCAGAGACUUCUGGUUUGAAAUAUGGAAUUGUUCAAAAGAAGGGAGGACCCUGUGGGGUACUUGCUGCAGUUCAGGCCUGUGUUCUACAGAAGCUUCUGUUUGAAGAAUCGAGCAAUGAGUCACCAGAAGAGAGAUUGCAGGUAUCAAACGUUUCAAGAAUGAAUUGUCUAUCUCGGGCUUUGGCUGAAAUACUAUGGAGAGCUGGGGAUAUGAAGAGAGCCACUGUCGCAAUAAACGCAGGAAGAAGUCUUUUCACCCCGAUCGGACGCUACAGAUCAGAUGGUAUUCUCGAAAUGAUAACAAGUGUCACUGUUGAGACUUUUGAUGAUCUCACAUUACUUCUUGAGCAUCACGUUAGUCAGUUUGAGUUUGGUCCAUAUGGCUGUAUCCUAUUUACCAUCUCUGUCAUUCUCUCUAGAACUGUUGAAGCUGUACAAUGUGAUAUGGAUGUGCCAACCUCCAAUCUCAUCGGAGCUCAUGGCUACUGCACACAGGAAUUGGUCAAUCUUUUCCUUUGUGGACGGGCAGUUUCAAAUGUCUUUGAUGAUGAAAUGAAACUUGAUUCUGGAAAUGGAAAUGUUACACUUUUGAAAGGAAUUAAAGCACGUUGUAACAUUGGCCUUCUGUCUUUAUUUGAGCACUAUAAUAUAUGUAAGGUUGGAUCUCACCUGAAAACCCCCAAGUUUCCAAUUUGGGUUGUGUGCAGUGAGAGCCAUUUUAGUGUCCUCUUCUCUCUCCGUGAAGACCUGGUAUCUGAUCACUGCAAUGCAGAAAAUUUUGACUUGUACUAUUAUGAUGGGCUGGCCAACCAGCAGGAACCAAUUAGAUUAACUGUCUAUCCAACUUCUGCUGCUGUGGCUGUAAAAAAUGACAAUGAAGACAAUGAUCUCAUUCCUCCAUUGGACUUUUGCAUCAGGACCAAAUGGCGAAAUGCUGUGGUCAGUUGGAAUGAUACAGAUCCUAUUCUUUGAUAAUGUAUUGAAAAAGGAAAUGUUUGUUGCCUGUUUAACCCAGGUGAAACGUUAUCUGAUGUAAUCAAAUGUGCAUAAUUUUUUAUAUAAUUAAAAUGUGCAUGCGUCUGGUAUUUAUUUCGUUUUUUGGGGGGCUUCUGUUACACAUAACCUGUUAUGAUACGCUUGUUUUGCUGCCAUUCUUUACAUUCAUAUUAUUUUCAUAAUCUUGCUGCCUGUUAAAUAUUUAUUUAUAAAACACGCCAGGUAUAUAGAUCAACUUUGGGGAAACAUAAUUGUCAAAGUACAUUUCUUGUUUGUUGUCCAUCUAAGUUGAAGUGAGAUCUUGGCCCCUGCGCUUUUAUGCUUGUUUUUGCAGUCUGGUUUUUCUAAGUUCCCAUCACCAGUUUCUCCUUAUAGAUUGUGAUUUGCGUCUCUCACAGUGUCAGAGUGGCUUUGUAAGAAAAACUGGAUAUGCUUUGAAAGAUCACAUCUUCGUUAACUUAUUCAAAUCACAAAUAAAUGAA
Molecule: messenger RNA, 2861 nt
Organism: Xyrauchen texanus (razorback sucker)
Lineage: Eukaryota; Metazoa; Chordata; Actinopteri; Cypriniformes; Catostomidae
Gene: mindy4
Product: MINDY lysine 48 deubiquitinase 4
Exons: 18
Coding region: 283-2355 (690 amino acids)
Biological process (GO): protein K48-linked deubiquitination
Molecular function (GO): K48-linked deubiquitinase activity; cysteine-type deubiquitinase activity
Source: RefSeq, a predicted model, not a curated record